Messenger RNA from Pectinophora gossypiella (pink bollworm), 1418 nucleotides. RefSeq names its product zinc finger CW-type PWWP domain protein 1-like. The record is from RefSeq and is a predicted model, not a curated record. The transcript has 5 exons. Bases 106 to 1335 code for a protein of 409 amino acids. NCBI's taxonomy places the organism in Eukaryota, Metazoa, Arthropoda, Insecta, Lepidoptera, Gelechiidae. Gene Ontology annotation, cellular component: nucleus. Gene Ontology annotation, molecular function: zinc ion binding.
UAACAGUGCAAUUACCCUCAAAGAUUUAAAUGUAGAGUUCUGUCUUCAUAAACAACUGUUUGUCUUCAUAAAAAAUUUUAGGACACUGAUGUUAAUUCGCAAAAUAUGAAUAGACAAAAAAAGGGAAUAACUUUUGCCGAAGCAACACAAUCCACUGAAAAUUCUACAUCACAAAACAGCAGCACAUACAAAGACGCCCUGAGCCAGCCAGCCGGCGGACUCACUCACCGUCAGCGCCUACUGUGGCUGCAGAAACGUCGCUCAGCUGGACUAUGGGUGCAGUGCGACGACUGUGAUCGCUGGCGGUACCUGCCACAUGUAUUGGACGCUCAGGAACUUCCUGAUAAAUGGAGCUGUAACAUGAAUCCAGAUAAGACAGCAGCAAGCUGCUCAGUCCCCGAAGUACCUAUCCGACUGCAUGAUGAAGAAGACCUGAUACACGGGGAAUACGCAGCAGGGUCUCUGGUGUGGGCGCAGUUGGCUGGUUGGCCGUGGUGGCCCGCCAUGGUCGACGACUGCCCCGACACCGAGCAGUAUUACUGGCUGGAUGGGUUCUCUGAUAUACCUACUCAUUACAACGUAGUAUUUUUCGAUGCUUUCGAUGUGACUCGAGCUUGGAUUGCUCCCAAAAGUCUAGUAUCGUUUGGAUCUAACAAAAGUUUGAAAAUUUCUAAAGAUAAAAGAUACAGAAAACGUUUGGAAGUAUCAAUUAAACAAGCCGAAGACGCAAGCAAAAUGUCGGUCAGCAAGCGUUUGGCUAAGUACAGCUUCAUAGCUAGAUACCCAGGAUCUAUCAAUCAACCAAAAAAGAUAAACAAAAACGAACUCGAAAAGUUUCAAAAGAAACUGAAAAGAAAAUAUGAUAUUGAAUUCCCUAACGAGAGUGAAUCUUCAGAAGAUGAUGAACAAGAUCAAAUUUUAGGUGAUGACAGUACGACCGUAAUCAAAAAAGGAAAAAAUAUGUUACUUGUUGGAACCCCUAAAAGGUCCAAAGAAAAGAAAAAGUGUCUCAGAAAUGAAAGCACAGAAACAAAGAUCACUAAAAAGAAAAUUAAAGAUUAUCUUCAAAUAGAAGAAGAUGAGCCUCAACAUUUACCAGAAGAAAUUCCAUCAAAAUUGUAUAACGAGUCAGCUAGUACGAACUUCAAAGAACCAAGUUCGAUGGCUGUUCAAGUCAGUAACACUGUAACUUCUACAGUGGGUGAUGAAUCUAUUGAUAAUGAUACUUCUGCAACUUUUGUACCUGAAAGUGUAAGCGAAUGUGAAACUCUACGCGAAGUUGCAGAAAAUGUAUUACGCGGGCCAUCACCUAGCAGUGAUGAUUUUGAUUUUUAAUUUUAUAAGUUCUUUAAAAAUGCUUAAUUUUUAUUUCGUUAUAAUUUUCUAUUUCAAUAUAAUAUACUUAUUAUGAAUGCGUA